CGCGGGAACCCGGGCCGCCUGCGCGAAGCCCCGCCCCGGCCGCCGAGCCCGGCGCGGCCGGGCGGGAUGCCCCGCGGCCGCAGCACUUUGGCCCGAGCACUGCGCUGAGCAGUCCGCCGAGCGGGCGCCAUGGAGCAGUGGCGGCAGUGCGGCCGCUGGCUCAUCGACUGCAAGGUCCUGCCGCCCAACCACCGGGUUGUGUGGCCCUCGGCCGUGGUCUUCGACCUGGCGCAGGCGCUGCGCGACGGCGUCCUCCUGUGCCAGCUGCUGCACAACCUCUCCCCUGGCUCCAUCGACCUCAAGGACAUCAACUUUCGGCCGCAGAUGUCCCAGUUCCUGUGUUUGAAGAACAUACGCACCUUCCUUAAAGUCUGCCACGAUAAAUUUGGAUUAAGAAACAGUGAACUGUUUGACCCCUUCGACCUCUUCGAUGUCCGAGACUUUGGGAAGGUCAUCUCUGCGGUGUCGAGACUGUCCCUGCACAGUGUGGCCCAGAACAAAGGGAUCAGGCCUUUUCCCUCAGAGGAGACGGCAGAAAAUGAUGACGAUGUCUACCGCAGCCUGGAGGAGCUGGCUGACGAGCAUGACCUGGGGGACGACAUCUACGACUGCGUCCCGUGCGAGGAUGAAGGGGACGACAUCUACGAGGACAUCAUCAAGGUGGAGGUGCAGCAGCCCAUGAUUAGAUACAUGCAGAAAAUGGGCAUGACCGAGGAUGACAAAAGGACCUGCUGCUUGCUGGAGAUUCAGGAGACCGAGGCCAAGUACUACCGGACUCUGGAGGACAUCGAGAAGAACUACAUGGCCCCCCUGAGACUGGUGCUGAGCCCGGCGGACAUGGCGGCUAUCUUCAUCAACCUGGAGGACCUCAUUAAGGUGCACCACAGCUUCCUGAGGGCCAUCGACGUGUCCAUGAUGGCGGGGGGCAGCACUCUGGCCAAGGUCUUCCUCGAGUUCAAGGAGAGGCUCCUGAUCUACGGGGAGUACUGCAGCCACAUGGAACACGCCCAGAAUGCACUGAACCAGCUCCUCGCCAGCCGGGAGGACUUCAGACUGAAAGUUGAGGAAUGCACACUGAAGGUCCAGGACGGGAGGUUCAAGCUGCAGGACCUGUUGGUGGUGCCCAUGCAGAGGGUGCUGAAGUACCACCUUCUCCUGAAGGAACUUCUGAGCCAUUCCACUGACCGGCCGGAGAGGCAGCAGCUGAAAGAAGCACUGGAAGCCAUGCAGGACUUGGCAAUGUACAUAAAUGAAGUGAAACGGGACAAAGAGACCCUAAAGAAAAUCAGCGAAUUCCAGAGUUCUAUAGAGAACUUGCAAGUGAAACUGGAGGAAUUUGGGAGGCCGAAGAUCGACGGGGAGCUGAAGGUCCGGUCCAUAGUCAACCAUACCAAGCAGGACAGGUACUUGUUCCUGUUUGACAAGGUGGUCAUCGUCUGCAAGAGGAAGGGCUACAGCUACGAGUUGAAGGAGAUCAUCGAGCUGCUCUUCCACAAGAUGACCGACGACCCCAUGAACAACAAGGACAUCAAGAAGUCUCAUGGGAAAAUGUGGUCCUACGGCUUCUAUCUAAUUCACCUACAAGGAAAGCAGGGCUUCCAGUUCUUCUGCAAGACAGAAGACAUGAAGAGGAAAUGGAUGGAGCAAUUUGAGAUGGCCAUGUCCAACAUCAAGCCUGACAAAGCCAACGCCAAUCACCACAGCUUCCAGAUGUACACGUUCGACAAGACCACCAACUGCAGAGCCUGCAGGAUGUUCCUCAGGGGAACCUUCUACCAGGGGUACCUGUGCACCAAGUGUGGCGUUGGGGCGCACAAGGAGUGUCUGGAAGUGACACCUCCCUGCAAGAUCAGUUCACCUGCAGACCUGGACGCCUCUGGAGCAGGACCGGGUCCUAAGAUGGUGGCUGUGCAGAAUUACCAUGGCAACCCUGCUCCCCCGGGGAAGCCGGUGCUGACCUUCCAGACGGGCGACGUGAUCGAGCUACUGAGAGGGGACCCUGAGUCUCAGUGGUGGGAGGGUCGGCUGAUGCAAACCAGGAAGUCAGGCUACUUUCCCAGUGUGUCUGUGAAGCCCUGCCCUGUGGAUGGAAGGCCGCCCAUCGGCCGGCCGCCGUCCCGGGAGAUCGACUACACUGCCUACCCCUGGUUUGCAGGCAACAUGGAGAGGCAGCAGACAGACAACCUGCUCAAAUCCCACGCCAGCGGGACCUACCUGAUCCGGGAGCGGCCGGCUGAGGCUGAGCGCUUCGCCAUAAGCAUCAAGUUCAACGACGAGGUGAAGCACAUCAAGGUGGUGGAGAAGGACAGCUGGAUCCACAUCACAGAAGCAAAGAAAUUUGAAAACCUCUUGGAGUUGGUGGAGUACUACCAGUGCCACUCACUCAAGGAGAGCUUCAAGCAGCUGGACACCACACUCAAGUACCCCUACAAGUCUCGGGAACGCGCGGCCUCCAGGGCUUCCAGCCGGUCCCCAGUGUUCACGCCCCGUGUCAUCGGCACGGCCGUGGCCAGGUACAACUUUGCCGCCCGGGACAUGCGCGAGCUCUCACUGCGGGAAGGCGACGUGGUGAAGAUCUACAGCCGCGUUGGCGGGGACCAGGGCUGGUGGCGGGGCGAGACGAAUGGACGGAUCGGCUGGUUUCCUUCAACGUAUGUAGAAGAGGAGGGCGUCCAGUGACGGCAAGAACACAGACAGGACUCACGGAUUUUCUUGAAAGGGUCUCUGCUGCUCUGAAGUCCGUCUCCAGCUCCGUGACUCAGAGGGGAAAAUGCCUGCUGACCUUUCGGUCUCCAACAACCCAUAGGGAUGGGUGGGGGUGCAAAAUCCCAAACGCGAACUGCCUCACCUCAGUCUGCCCUCGGUGGCCUGUCCUGGGUCCGCAACUUGUACAUAGAGAAAAUCUGGGCCAGCCCUGCUGUGGCUGCCACCACCAGAGCGCUGAGGAGAAUGAGCGCCAGCAGCGUUCCUAGCCAAGCUCUGGGUGACAGCUGAGGCCAAAGCUCAUCUUGCCCCUGUCUCGUCGAGAUGGCAUUCAGGAGCCUAGGUUUGAACAGCAGAUGCUGUCCCAGGGAGGGCUGGGGACAGCAGAGGGGCCUUUCCCCACCCUUCCUGCUCUUCCCCUGGACUGUGGGCCCUCUUGCUUCCUGCUGCUCCCAGGGGUGGCUUCAGGCCUGAGUGGCAGUAGGGCCCCUGUGUAGCCCUGGCUGUGCUGAGUGGAGGGGAGAGCGUUGCAAAGGGCCUGUGAAGUCCCCCUGGACCUCCUCAUGUCCCUCUGCCCCAGGGGCAUGCAGAGCCCCCCAGGGCAAGUCCCUCUCUCGGGAGGGUGCCUUAGGACGAGGAAAUUGCUGACCCUACUCCCUAGUCAAUGGUACUGUCUUCGCCCUGAAUCCGAGGUGUGUGUCUGUCCUGUCCUGCUGCCAGGUGGAGACGUCUGUCAACCCUGCUACGGGUGGGGAGAAAACAGGGUUUUCACCUCGCUCUGUCCCUGCUGCUCACGUCCUCUCCAGAGGAGGCCCCCCUGCUCCCGUGCAGGCGGGCCCUCGGGGUCUCCUGUAUCCUGCAGGGUGGUCUCUGCCAGUCCCCCCAGCCUUUGCACAGGAGGUCAGCUCUCACCCUUGGCAGGUCUUCCUGCCCAGGGCUCCUGCAGCUCAUGGACUGGCCUGUGGCCAGCCCAAAAUAAGUGCUCUUGGGGUGGCUCUACCCCCGUAAUGCCCCCUCCUGACUUCUCCUGGCCUUUGACCUUUGGCUGGCUUGGCCAGACCCUGUUUUCUCUGCCUGGAUGUUGCAUGAGAUCUAGUGACAUUCUGAGCUCCAUGCCGAAUCUACUGGUGAAGCCUGGGCUUCACGUGUGCCCUCUCCCUUCGGGCAGCGGCACAGCCCUGUGCAGGGAGCAGGCCGACGCUGGGCGUUGGGACAGCUGGCCCCUGUUGGCGCGGGUGCUGGUUGCCACGCUGCACCCUGGGGUUCCUCUGAGGCCACUCUUGUUGCCUCCAGGCUUGGCUCUCACAUUCAGCCUGCUGGCGUGGGAAGGAGGCAGAGGGGUCCGAGAUGGCGGACAGCCAGGAGGAGCGACAAGGCAGCCUGCAAAGGCUUGAGAAGUGAGGCAGAACAGGAUCACGUUUGGGGGCCCUGGAGCCAGGGGGAGGAAGAAUGAGCCUGGAGGGAACAGACCCGAAUCCCUAUCGUAGGGUGCACCCAGCACUUUGCACGAGCCCAGGGUGGGAGGGCAGAAACCAGCCGGCCCCUUUUUGUUUACUGUUGUCGGAAAGGUUUUGUUUCUUGUUUUUGUUGUUUUGUUUUCAGUUUGGCUGUUUGCUUUUUAAGGGAAAAAGAAGUUUGUAAUUAUUUCAUCCAAAGCUCCCAUUAUGUGUCUGAAAAGGAAGAGAUUUUAUAAUAGCCAGAGAACCGUGUGCAUUUGAGGUCCUCGUAAAACAAGUCGUCAUGAUAGUGGAGGACACUGAGAAAACAAUUUAGAACCCUGGUUUUUGUGAAUGUUUUGUUUAGUUUGUUUUGAAACCUGGAUUUGGUUCGCUUUUCUUUUUGCACUGCACAAGGCAGGAAGGGCGGAGGGCCGGGGCAGGCAGGGGUGCUGGUGUUUUCGGCCGGAGACGGGACGCCCUCUGGAGGGGGCUUCGAACCUGGGGCCUGAGAUGAGCUGUGAACAUAGGUGCCCGAUGCAUGCGCGUCAGGGGCCUGGAGGCGACCCCAACGAGAACACAAACUGUACAUUUGACGAUAGGUCUUUUCAGACCACGGUUUUUACUGCAAAUAAACCUGAAUUCUUUUCUGCAGGAGUGGCUGGCCUUUC
This is a messenger RNA of Rhinolophus ferrumequinum (greater horseshoe bat), 4810 nucleotides long. RefSeq names its product vav guanine nucleotide exchange factor 2 (gene VAV2). Gene Ontology annotation, biological process: regulation of GTPase activity; cell migration; intracellular signal transduction. The record is from RefSeq and is a predicted model, not a curated record. The coding region runs from base 130 to 2679 and encodes 849 amino acids. Lineage: Eukaryota; Metazoa; Chordata; Mammalia; Chiroptera; Rhinolophidae. The transcript has 29 exons. Gene Ontology annotation, cellular component: cytoplasm. Gene Ontology annotation, molecular function: guanyl-nucleotide exchange factor activity; protein binding.